AUGACGGAGGAAGUGAUGUACUUAGCCGUGGGUCGUAAUACUUCGAGGGACGUAUGGCAAUCCAUCACUGCUGCCCUCGGUUCUUCAACGCGCGCGAGGUGUUUAAAUCUGCUCGGCCAGUUCCAAGCAUUACGGCAGGGGAACAGCUCGCCGGCAGAGUACUUGGGCCGGGCGCAACUCCUCGUGGAAGAUCUCGCGCUCGCCGGCCGUCCGGUCUCCUUAGACGAGCAGAACCUGUUUGUUUUCCGGGGUCUUCGCCCGGAAUUUAGAGCAAUGGCCGCCUCCUUGACAGUGUCCGGCAACCCGAUCACCAUACCACAGCUGUCCGAUUUUCUGCAAGCGCAAGAAUUUAUUCUUGCGGAUGACUUCUCGGUGCCGGGUAAUGGUGCUGCUCUAGAUUCGCACGCUGGUUUCUACGCUGGUCGAGGCCGAAACCAAAACAGCGAUGGUAAUUCGCGAGGUGGACGCGGCCGUGGAGGUCGGGGCGGCAAUGGGCGUGGCGGUCGCAAUGGCCGUGGAAAUCCUCCGAGGUGCCAAAUUUGUCGCGCCAUCGGACACACUGCAGUGUAUUGUUUUAAGCGCUACAAUACCUAG
This is a messenger RNA of Ipomoea nil (Japanese morning glory), 594 nucleotides long. RefSeq lists its product as uncharacterized. The transcript has a single exon. The coding region runs from base 1 to 594 and encodes 197 amino acids. NCBI's taxonomy places the organism in Eukaryota, Viridiplantae, Streptophyta, Magnoliopsida, Solanales, Convolvulaceae. The record is from RefSeq and is a predicted model, not a curated record.